AUGGGUUCUCAAAGGGAUGAGCUAAAGAUGAACUCGUGCGCCGGAGAGAAACGGCCAACCAAUCUGGCAACGUCUACUUCUAUCGGUGCGAACAAGGAUAUACAGAAGUCGCAGAAGCCGUUGGGCAAGUUACCAAAAAGUUUAUGUGUGCUUUCACUCAUUCUUUUUUUCACGCCAGUGGUUUUUAAGUACAUGGAUUUGAGUAGUCCACCAGGAAUAUCACCGUUAGACAACGGUAUUAACGGCAUUAGAGUCGCUGAAGGCGACAAAUGA
This is a messenger RNA of Babesia ovata, 273 nucleotides long. RefSeq names its product glutathione S-transferase, putative. The transcript has a single exon. The record is from RefSeq and is a predicted model, not a curated record. NCBI's taxonomy places the organism in Eukaryota, Apicomplexa, Aconoidasida, Piroplasmida, Babesiidae. The coding region runs from base 1 to 273 and encodes 90 amino acids.